Pelodiscus sinensis (Chinese soft-shelled turtle) is the source of this 2187-nucleotide messenger RNA. NCBI's taxonomy places the organism in Eukaryota, Metazoa, Chordata, Testudines, Trionychidae. The record is from RefSeq and is a predicted model, not a curated record.
UCUAGCGCUCUAUGGUCGCAGCGACGCGCCUGCGCGGUGGCGAGCGAAGCCGAAAGGGUUCGGCGGCCAUGGCGGCGUCCAUGAUCUGCAGCCGAGUGUCGGCCGGGCUGAGGCACAACAGCAGCCGGGCGUCGCUCGGGGCCGCCGCCGCCAAGGUACUUGGUGGAGGUCCAGGACUAUUCAGUAGCCAUGGGUUUCAGGUGCAACAGCAACAACAAAGGAGCCUGUCACUGCACGAAUACCUGAGCAUGGAACUGUUGCAAGAGGCUGGUAUUUCUGUUCCACAUGGACUAGUUGCAAGGACACCAGAAGAAGCUUACAAAAUUGCAAAAGAAAUAGGUACAAAGGAUCUUGUGGUAAAAGCUCAGGUUUUAGCUGGUGGUAGAGGAAAAGGAACCUUUGAAGGUGGCCUCAAAGGCGGAGUGAAAAUAGUUUUUUCUCCAGAAGAAGCAAAAGACAUUUCCUCCAAAAUGAUUGGAAAGAAGUUGUUUACCAAGCAGACAGGAGAGAAGGGCAGGAUAUGCAAUCAAGUAUUUAUCUGUGAGCGCAGAUAUCCCAGGAGAGAAUAUUAUUUUGCAAUAACUAUGGAAAGGUCAUUUCAAGGUCCUGUACUGAUUGGCAGUUCUCAUGGUGGUGUUAACAUUGAAGAUGUUGCUGCAGAGAAUCCUGAUGCAAUAAUUAAGGAACCCAUUGAUAUCAUGGAAGGCAUCAAAAAGGAACAAGCUGUUAGGUUGGCCCAGAAAAUGGGAUUUCCCCCUAACCUGGUGGAUGAAGCAGCAGAUAAUAUGAUCAAGAUAUACAAUCUCUUUAUGAAAUAUGAUGCCACUAUGGUGGAAAUAAACCCUAUGGUAGAAGAUGCAUCAGGAAUUGUGAUGUGUAUGGACGCAAAGAUAAACUUUGAUAGCAAUUCAUUCUACCGUCAGCAGAAAAUCUUUGAUCUGCAGGAUUGGACGCAAGAGGAUGAGCGAGACAGAGAUGCUGCUAAAGCAGACCUCAACUACAUAGGACUCGAGGGAAACAUAGGCUGUCUAGUGAAUGGUGCUGGCUUGGCUAUGGCCACAAUGGAUAUAAUUAAACUACAUGGAGGCACUCCAGCAAAUUUCCUUGAUGUUGGUGGUGGUGCUACUGUACAUCAAGUAACAGAAGCUUUUAAACUAAUUACAUCAGAUAAAAAAGUACUGGCUAUUCUUGUGAAUAUUUUUGGAGGCAUCAUGCGAUGUGAUGUUAUUGCACAAGGUAUCAUUAUGGCAGUGAAGGAUUUGGAUCUAAAAAUACCUAUUGUUGUUCGGUUACAAGGUACGCGAGUUGAUGAUGCCAAAGCUUUAAUAACAGCUAGUGGCCUCAAAAUCCUUGCCUGUGAUGACUUGGAUGAAGCUGCUAAAAUGGUUGUGAAAAUUUCAGAAAUAGUGACCUUAGCAAAGCAAGCUCAGGUGGACGUUAAGUUUCAGUUGCCAAUCUGAUCUGAAGUGUCAUGGAAGUGUCUAAUGUGUUAUAUUCUCUGAAAUACUGUGUUCUGUGGAUUUUUUUCCUCUUUGUGUGUGUGUGUGUGUGUGUGUGGAGAAUUUAAUUGUUUGACAGGUGCACAAACUUUAAAGUACCUGGUCUUUCAUGUUAAUAUUCAGAAUGGUCAGAAUUCAUGUUAAAGUGUCUAUUGCUGAUAUGUAAUCUCUUAGUUGCACUCCCAGCCCUCCAGCUUCUGCUGCAGAAUGUCACUUGAAAUAUACUCAUUCAUUAUUGUCAAAAACAAAAGUUUUUUGUUGGAAAACCGUUUCUACUGAAUAAAAUAUGAAGUUACUUUAGCUGUAUAUUCACAUUGGCUUCUGUCAAGAUAAACAUGACUAGAUUCCCUAGCAUUCAUAAUGUGGAGGAAUGUAUUGAAAUGGUGUUUUUAUUGGAGACCUUUAUACACUGAGACAUAAAGAAUGGAUUUUAGCGUAAUUCAUAAAUACAUUUGAACAAACCCAGCAAUAUUCUAGAAGUACUUUCUGGAUCUGACCAGUUAAAUAUUGGGACAUUGGAACAAUCACUACAAAAUAUACUGUAGCACUUAAAUCUUCAUGGUUUCUGGUGCUUCUUGAAAAGCAUCAUGCAGCUUUGUAUAUGGACAAUAAAGUAUUUUUCCGAAAGUGACAUACAGAGAAUUAGAAUGUCAGUUGUAAGUUAAUAAACUCUUCCAAGAGAUCAGUA